Calypte anna (Anna's hummingbird) is the source of this 3569-nucleotide messenger RNA. RefSeq names its product ring finger protein 6 (gene RNF6). The record is from RefSeq and is a predicted model, not a curated record. Gene Ontology annotation, molecular function: ubiquitin protein ligase activity. Gene Ontology annotation, cellular component: nucleoplasm; cytoplasm. The transcript has 4 exons. NCBI's taxonomy places the organism in Eukaryota, Metazoa, Chordata, Aves, Apodiformes, Trochilidae. Gene Ontology annotation, biological process: protein ubiquitination; ubiquitin-dependent protein catabolic process; positive regulation of DNA-templated transcription. Bases 415 to 2439 code for a protein of 674 amino acids.
GCCCUCGCGCGCUCGGAACCUGCGCCGGCGGUUGCCGGCAGCCGCCCGGACCGUAAUCGGUGCUGGAGCGCGCCGCUCGCACGGCCAGGGGUCGGUUUCGUUCCGGCGUAGGCGGCGGUUGGUGCUGCCGGCGGUUGCUCCUGCUACCGGGAGAGAAACGGAGCGGGGACCUGGGACCGCUCCGCUUCGCCCCGCUCUACCCCGGUCGGCGCCGGGGACAGCGGGCAGGGACGGGCUCUCUGGUCUCCCCGGCUGCCCCCACGACAGGCUGCCCCGGGGAAGGCGGCGGCAUGGACGCCUCCCCGGUGUGGCGCAGCGGGUGAUGCCGGUCCCCGGCGGGCAGGGGAGACGGGGGUGCCGGCAGCGCUGGAGGGUGUCGGUCCGACCGGUGGCGCCCAGCCUGGCAUUGGUACUAUGGAUCCCUCCCGGCACCGCACAGGGAACGGGAAUGAGCAGAGCGGGGGCGCGGAUGAGAGGCAGCGGCAGCUGGAGCGCCUGGGCAGGGAGGAGGCCUAUUACCAGUUCAUUAAUGACCUCAAUGAAGAAGACUACAGGUUAAUGAGAGACCGGAACCUGCUUGGCACCCCCGGGGAAAUAACAGCAGAAGAGUUGCAGCAACGCUUGGAAGGGGCUAAGGAGCAUCUGGCAUCACAGACAGAUCUGGAUAACAGAGAAGGUGAAGGAAGAACUGUUGGAGAUUCUGAUGUUCUUGGAGAAAACUCAAAUGGUGACUCUUUGCUUGAAUGGCUGAACACAUUUCGUCGCACAGGAAACGCCACUCGCAGUGGACAGAGCGGAAACCAAACCUGGAGAGCUGUGAGUCGAACAAAUCCAAACAGUGGGGAGUUUCGAUUUAGUCUGGAAAUCAACAUAAAUCAUGAGCAUAGCAGUUUUGAAACUACUGGUGAGGAAUAUGUGGGUAUAGAUAGCAGCAGAAUGUAUUUCGAAAGAAGACAUCAAAGAACUGUUGGUCCAGUAACCCCACGAACAAGGAGCAGGACUCCAAGAGAGGCUAACAGUGAGGCUUCAGGCACUGCAAGGACCAGGUCUGUAAGAAGGUCUGUAAGGUCUGUGCCACAGCGCUCGGAAGCAGCCUCCUCUCCAAUCUCAGGGAGGCUCAGGAGUAGAACAAGGGAGCUGGCAGGCCUUUCCCAAAGAAGUACCACACAUAGUAAUGCUGCAGCUGCUGGUGAACAGAGAGAAAUGCCAGAAAGAGGUACUUCUACAGGAGUCAUGAGAGGAAGAGCUAGAGCUAGUGUUCAGAUGAGUACAAACCAAAGACUAGAAAUUCUGCGUUUGAGAUCUACUUUAAGUAGUCGGAGCCGUUCUCCGGUGCAAAGGCAGGGAGAAGCUCCUCGUUCUGAGGAACACGGGCAGAGGCAGGAUAGAAAUGCACAGCAGGUCAACAGAAGUAGAAGACAAACAGCUCAGCCCUCUCCACAGCCUCCUGAAGAACAAGGAAGAGGUAACACUCGGACUCCUCAGCCUUCCAGUGUAGCCCCAUCCUUGGGAAUAACUUUGGAAGAGGAGGAAUCUAGUAGGCCAGUAGCUGCUGUUAGAAGGCAUCCAACAAUUACAUUAGAUCUUCAGGUGAGAAGAAUUCGCCCCGGAGAAAACAGAGACCGGGACAGUAUUGCCAGCAGAACUCGUUCGAGAGUGGGAAUGGCAGAGAACACGGUGACCUUUGAAAGUGACAGCGGGGGAUUUCGGCGCACGAUAUCGCGAUCCGAGCGCGCGGGUAUUCGAACCUACGUUAGCACUAUCCGCAUCCCUCUGCGUCGGAUUUCAGAAACGGGGCUGGGUGAACCUUCCUCAGUAGCUCUUCGGUCAAUCCUUAGGCAGAUUAUGACAGGCUUUGGAGAACUGAGUUCUUUGAUGGAAACCGAAUCUAACUCAGAAGGGCAAAGAGGUGGUCAUCACUUACUGGAUGUACGGUCAGAGCAGAGUAACUCAGGUUCAGGGAACAAUAGCAGUGACCCAAGCGAGGUUUCACCUAGAAAUGGGCGUGCAGCAGAAGGCAGGGAGGAAGCAAACAGACAGAGUGAUGAUCCUCACCGCUACGGUCGCAGCAACGACAUCCAAGAUAGGCAGUCUCAGGAUGCUAACAACCUCGUGGAAAAUGGAACCCUGCCCAUACUUCGACUUGCCCACUUCUUCUUGCUGAAUGAAGAUGAUGACGACGAUCGUUUAAGAGGUUUAACCAAAGAGCAGAUUGACAAUCUUUCUACACGGAACUAUGGGGAUAUUCACACUGAAAACGAAAUAAGUAAAACAUGUAGUGUUUGCAUUAAUGAAUAUGUAACAGGAAAUAAGCUAAGGCAGUUACCCUGUAUGCAUGAGUUUCAUAUCCAUUGCAUUGAUCGCUGGCUUUCUGAAAACUCCACUUGCCCAAUCUGUCGGCAGCCUGUAUUGGGAUCUAAUGCCACUGGCAAUGGCUAAAAUUAUUUCUACUGCUCAGUACUCAAGGAUUUGCUUCUGCUCUAUUUAUGAUGAGCCAGAUGGAAUCAGUUGACAUACAUAGGGGUCCAUUUGAGUUGGGAGUUUUGUUAAAUUUCUUUAAAAAUAGUAGGAAACUUGUCUAAAUCUAGCAAUGUAAAUACUAUUUUUCUCCAAGUUCAGAUCUAGGAGUACACAUAGAACCAAAUGAUAUCGGUAAAGUUUAUAUUUUUUUAGGUAAUUUUGUUAUGCUAAGCACUUUUGUAAAUACAGAAAUGCAAUAGUUAAUCAGUCCUGCUUAAUGUAUGUUUUUUUUAACAGUGUAAUUGACUCACUUUAUUUAGAUUACAAAUUGUUUCACACAGACCCACCACUGUGUUGAAAAAUUAGUGUCUAAAUAGCCAUUCAUUAACUUUUUGUUCUAAGAACAAUUUAUUUUACAGAAAGUCUCUUGCUGGACAUGUUUGCUAAAGAUAGUUAAGUUACUUGAAGUGCUCAUUUUAAUAGUAUAUUUUUUUUAACAUCGAGAUAUCCUUCCCAGAAAACUUGCCAAUUUGGUUCUAUUUAAAAAAUUUUAUGGCUAUUUUUGCAUGUGGUUUUACACAAUGCUUAAUGCUGAUGAAUUCAUAUUCAAAAGUGAAUGGGUUAGUGACAUUAUGGAAUGUACAUUAUUAAAUGGUGUCUUUGACAAUCGCUGUCUUUCCAAUGCAGACAGCAAUCCAAUCAGUAAUAAUUCCAAGAGGAUGUGUCUUACUGAAUAUGGUGUUUGCUCAAAGAACACAGAUUGACUAAGGAAGCCUUUUUACUCCUUCAGAUAACUCAGUUGAUAUUAAUGAGUUUUUAACUGCCUUAGUUUAAAGAGGGAGAUAUUUCCUUGACCAUUAUAUUGUCUACAAUAUGCAUGAUUUCUGCAUCCUACUCAGAAAAACAAAACAAAGGCUUGAAGUGGCUUUGUACAGAAAUUUAAUAUCCAUGUGUAUUAGUCCUCUUAAAACAUGUCUGAGGACCAAAUGGCAAAAGACACUAAAAAGGACAAAAUAAGCUUCCCUUAAAGUCCCCAGGUUACUGUAUCAUUAGAUAUUAAACUUUAUACCAAUAACUUAAAAAGAAAUAAAGUUGCAAACUAAAGAAUU